Messenger RNA from Episyrphus balteatus (marmalade hoverfly), 537 nucleotides. RefSeq names its product 39S ribosomal protein L41, mitochondrial (gene mRpL41). The coding region runs from base 37 to 537 and encodes 166 amino acids. Lineage: Eukaryota; Metazoa; Arthropoda; Insecta; Diptera; Syrphidae. Gene Ontology annotation, cellular component: mitochondrial large ribosomal subunit. Gene Ontology annotation, molecular function: structural constituent of ribosome. The transcript has a single exon. Gene Ontology annotation, biological process: translation. The record is from RefSeq and is a predicted model, not a curated record.
AAAAAAUUUUAUUUUCGACCAAAUUUUGUAAGAAAAAUGGAAAAAAUUAAUAAAAUUCUUGCUCUCGCCGUUCGUCCCAACCAGCGAUCCAUCUCCACUUCCGCCAUCCUCGCUGGUAAAAGAAAUUUCCGCAAAUUUCCAACUUUCAACAAGCGAGGAACUCGCUCCUUAAAAGAAGCCCAACGAACCUCACUCGAUCCACCAGUGCCAAUCUACAAACGUGGUGUUCGAGACACUGGAGUUUAUGUUGAUGGAAAAUUCCAAUCAAUCCCACAGCGAAUUCCUCAAUUAAUUGUACCAAAUUUGGAAAAUUGCAAAUUAAAACCCUACGUCUCCUACAAAGCUCCCGAUGUUGUGCAAUCUGAAUUCACUAGUUUAGAUUUAUACAAUGCCAUUUAUGCGCAAAAGGUUAUAGACGACUUUAAGGCUGGCAAAUUAGCCGAAGAUGGUAGCCCAUUGGAACCAUCUCAACAGGAGUUACUCACUCCCGAUGAAGCUAUAUUAAAAGCAAGAAAAACUGGCUCCGAUAUAUUUUAA